GGAGUAUGGCGGUGAUACUGUCCUGCAAGCGAUACAUGGAUCUAGAAAAUCUGAAUAAAGCCGAGUGCUACUUCGAGAAAUCAAACGACCAGAUUGUCUCCCUUGAGCUGCAGUUACUCCAGCUUCAAAAGAGGUACUUCCUUGCACGAGAGGCGGGACAGAAGUGUUUCAGAUAUUCUUUGAGACUGCGCAUGGCUGUGACGGAAGCAAUGAGAGACAUCUAUUACAAGUUCUCCAAGGUCAAGGGGAGAGAAAUCGUGCGGCUCCGCCAGGAACUAUUUGGGGAGGACAUAGAAUUUCUUGUGUCGGACUCUGAAGACGAGGAGGAUUUCACCCUAACAAGAUGA
Saccostrea cuccullata (small rock oyster) is the source of this 347-nucleotide messenger RNA. RefSeq lists its product as uncharacterized. The record is from RefSeq and is a predicted model, not a curated record. NCBI's taxonomy places the organism in Eukaryota, Metazoa, Mollusca, Bivalvia, Ostreida, Ostreidae. The transcript is spliced from 2 exons. The coding region runs from base 6 to 347 and encodes 113 amino acids.